AUGUGUGCUAAAGAGGAGAAGGUGAAGACGGAUCUUCAUUGGGACUGGAUGAGGGACGAGGUGCACCACAUGUACCACCAAUAUUGGCAGAGCCGCCACGCUGCGGUUCUUUCCCUUGGCAUUGUUGCAGAGAGAUGCUCAAGUCUAAAGGAGUCGAUACACAGUUGGGAUCAAAUGGCAGGAAGAAUUAUAAGAAGUGUCAAAGAAGACAUGCACCCUUGUGUGCGUUUGACAGCUUUAUAUACAAUUAAACAAUUUUCCAAGAAUUUGAAACCUGAAUUUCAAGACCAGUAUCGUGACCAAGUUCUUCCUGCAUUAACGAAAGCCAUGGAUGAUUUCAAUUAUCCCCGCGUUCAGGUGCAAGCUUAUUCAGCAUUGUUUGAAUUCACCUCGAACUGCACUCCAAGUAUUCUAAAUCCUUACCUAAAAGAAAUUGUCACCAAAUUGCUCAAAGAAUUAAGGGAUCAGUUUGCAGAGUAUUACAGUACUGUCAUGCCUUACCUUAAGGUUAUAAUGAUGACUGCGAAAAAAGAACUUGAUCACAACCUUCUUGCCAAUUCCGUGGAUUGCAUCACUAUGGUUUGGAUGGCUGUAGGAAAGGAGAAGAUCAGAGAUGAUACUGAUAUGGCAUGGGCCAGACUGGGGAAAUGCUUGGGAAAAGAAUUCAAACCUUAUAUGAGUGUCUCCAUUCCUCGUUUGCUCAGGUCUGCUAAAAUUGGAUCAUAUGUCCUUAUACCUGAGAAUCCUGACAAUGUUGAUGAAUCAGACGGAAGUAUCAGGGCCCUGAUUCUUGGAGAACGAAAGAUAUGGAUCAAGACUAAGGUCCUGGAGGAGAAAGUUGCAGCUUGUAAAGGGCUGUAUUUACUUGCUGAUGAGUUGAAGGACGGACUUUCUGUAUGGAUCGAAGAGGUUGCUCAGACUUUAGUUCCAUUUCUCAACUUUCUACUCAACGAAGAGAUUCGAAGAGUUGCUGCUUCAGCCAUGCCAGUGCUAUUAAAAUCAUCUAAAGAAGCAAAACAAAAAGGGAAUCUUGAAUUGUCUGAUGAAUCUCCUUUCGAGAAGUUAUGUUCUGAUGUGUUACCAGCUUUGGUAAAAGCACUAAGUAAGGAAUCCUUGCCCGAAAUUGCUGCAAUAAUUUUGGACUCAUUGGAGGAAUGCAUGAAGAUGUCUGGACCUGUUCUAGAUGAAGACCAGACUGAACUUGUUCUUGAAGAAGAUAAUGAAUGUUUUGAAUUCAAGAAGCAAAGUAGGGGACAUUGA
Molecule: messenger RNA, 1260 nt
Organism: Populus trichocarpa (black cottonwood)
Lineage: Eukaryota; Viridiplantae; Streptophyta; Magnoliopsida; Malpighiales; Salicaceae
Exons: 11
Coding region: 1-1260 (419 amino acids)
Biological process (GO): protein import into nucleus
Cellular component (GO): cytoplasm; nucleus
Molecular function (GO): nuclear import signal receptor activity
Source: RefSeq, a predicted model, not a curated record